Molecule: messenger RNA, 2667 nt
Organism: Patella vulgata (common limpet)
Lineage: Eukaryota; Metazoa; Mollusca; Gastropoda; Patellidae
Product: homogentisate 1,2-dioxygenase
Exons: 16
Coding region: 93-1421 (442 amino acids)
Biological process (GO): L-phenylalanine catabolic process
Cellular component (GO): cytoplasm
Molecular function (GO): homogentisate 1,2-dioxygenase activity
Source: RefSeq, a predicted model, not a curated record
UUAACCGAGACUAUUCAAAGUACGGCCUUCUGCUGACGGUGCCGUGUGAUCACGCAGUCAUCAAAAAGUUGCACUGCACAAACAUCAUCAUAAUGUCAUCAGAACUGAAGUAUCAGUCUGGUUUUGGGAAUGAGUUUUCAAGUGAAGAUCCUCGUUGUCCUGGAGCUUUACCAGAGGGGCAGAAUAAUCCCCAAAAAUGUGCUUAUGGUUUAUAUGCAGAACAGUUGUCAGGUGCAGCAUUCACAGCUCCACGAACAGAUAACCAAAGAAGUUGGUUAUAUAGAAUUCGACCAGCAGUUCUUCAUGAACCUUUUACAAAGAUUAAUUCUGGUAAUGUUACUCAUAAUUGGGAUGCUGUGGAACCCAAUCCUAAUCAAUUACGCUGGCAGCCAUUUGAUAUACCAAAGACAAUUGAAAAAUCUGUAGAUUUUGUUCAGGGUUUAUCAACUAUAUGUGGAGCAGGUGAUCCCAAAUCACGACAUGGUAUAGCAAUCUAUAUAUAUACCUGUAAUACUUCUAUGGGAGAUAAAUGUUUCUACAGUUCUGAUGGAGAUUUAUUAAUAGUACCUCAACAAGGUAUGUUAUCAAUUACUACAGAAUUUGGUAAAAUGUUGGUUGCUCCAAACGAAAUCUGUGUUAUUCAGAGAGGUAUGCGAUUUAAUGUAAUGGUUGAAGGUGAAACUCGAGGUUAUAUACUUGAAGUGUUUAGUGAUCAUUUUCAACUACCUAAUCUGGGACCUAUAGGUGCUAAUGGAUUAGCUAAUCCUAGAGAUUUCCUUACACCUGUAGCUUGGUUUGAAGAUAGAGAGAUGAAAGAAUAUGAGGUCAUCAACAAGUAUCAUGGCCAUUUAUUCAAAGCCAGACAGAAUCAUUCACCUUUUGAUGUUGUGGCUUGGCAUGGAAAUUAUGCUCCAUACAAAUAUGAUUUGAAGAAAUUCAUGGUUAUCAAUGCGGUGGCAUUUGAUCAUGCAGAUCCAUCAAUAUUUACUGUGCUAACCUGUCCUUCGUUGAAACCUGGUGUGGCCGUGGCUGAUUUUGUUGUAUUUCCACCACGCUGGUCAGUACAGGAACAUACAUUCAGACCUCCAUAUUAUCAUAGAAAUUGCAUGAGUGAGUUUAUGGGCUUGAUUGAAGGCAAAUAUGAAGCAAAGGAAGGAGGUUUCAAACCCGGUGGUGGCAGUUUACAUAGUAUAAUGACACCACAUGGUCCGGAUGAAGAUUGCUUCGAAAAAGCAUCUAAUGCUGAUCUUAAUCCUCAAUAUAUUGCUGGUGGAACUAUGGCUUUCAUGUUUGAAUCAUCAUUCAGUAUGGCUGUUACAAAAUGGGCCAAUGAGAAUAAAGUUGAUAAAGAUUAUUAUCUGUGUUGGCAGCCAUUACAAAAACACUUCAAUCCAAACUGGAAACCUGCAGGUAUGAUGUGAAAGGGAAGGAAGAGAAGUCCUAUACAUUUUAAUCUAGUCAAAAGAUAAGAAAAAUGGUAACAUUCCGGUAUGUCAUUGACCAUUUUGACAGUGCAUUAACAUUUGCUUGGCAGCUAAAGGAUGAUAAUCUAUAUAUUGUUACAGUAUUAAUUAUUUAGUAUAUUAUUAAUGGAGUGUAUGAAUCUAUGGGUGAUAAUUUGAAAGAAAAAUAUUUUUAAAAAUUGUGCCUGUAUUGUAUAUAUGCAUUUAUAGUUAAUGAUGCAUUAUGUAAGAUUCAGAUAGAGAGCUGGCCUUACUUGCUAUAAUAGUUCAAAAACAGAUAAUGAGAAAUGAAUAUAUUUAAAAUUUCAGUCAAUUACUUUAUUCUACACAAAAUUAUGAGUGUUGGAAGUUUUGACUAGAUAGUCUCAAUUGUUAAGUACAACUGCCACAAUCAUAAAAGGGUGAAGUUGUUCUAAUCCAUUCAAUAUCUAAGCAACCCAUUGGCCUAGACAUGUAAAUAAAUGUCCAAAUAAUAAUUCAUAUAACAUUUAAUGCCAUUAAACAAACUUGAAAUAGGCAGAUUUAGCUCUUACAUACUGCAUCUUUAAUGGUGAAAGAUAUUAUAAAAUUACUGGUAUAUGAUUUGAGGGUGUUUUAUUUGUUCCAACAUAGUGAUGAUUUUUUUUUUUCUUAACGCAGCAGAUAGCAAUUAAUUAUUUAAUAUUUUAUUGUUAAUGGGGAGUGUGAAUCUAUGAAUGGUAGGUAAAUGAUGAAACCUUACAUAAAAUUAGUCGGUAUGAUUUUUGUUUUUUUUUGUUCACCAGAAUUUUCUUAAUUUAUAUAUACUGAAAACUUAAGUAUUUGAUGAUAGUGUGUCUGCAUUGUUAUUAAAAUAUAAAUUGUUGAUUUAAGUCAUUCAGUGGUUUAAUUUCCAUAGACAAUAAAAGUCUUAUAACAAUGUCUAUCUACCAUUUUGUAAAUCAAGAAAUAUAUUUAUGCAAACCAUUCUAAUUUUUUUUUCAACUGAAAAUAUAUUUCCUAUAGUACCACACUUUAACAUGAAUAUGGAUGUGAUUAUUUUAAUAUUUGGUGAUGACUUUAUGCAAUAAUUGAUUUUUGUAUAUUUAUUGAUAUAAACUGCUGGGUUUUAUUUUCCUGUUACUUCAGCUUUAAUUAUAUAUUCUAUACUGAUAAGACAGCAAUAAUAUACUUAUAUAGCUAUAUAUAUUUUAAUCUCAAAUAAUAAAGAUGAUUUAUUGGGUUA